Messenger RNA from Microthlaspi erraticum, 294 nucleotides. The record is from the annotation of a GenBank genome assembly. Lineage: Eukaryota; Viridiplantae; Streptophyta; Magnoliopsida; Brassicales; Brassicaceae.
AUGGUUCCGCCAUCAGAGAUUAGGAUCCUCCCUGGACUUUACUUUGAAGAUAAAACCAACCGGUUCUCGGUAAUAUGCAAGUGCAAGUUCAGAAACGAAGACGGUGAUUGCAUCAGCUUUACUUGUAACCUUGGGGGAUGGAAAGAGAAAUGUGGAUCAUCUAACCAAGAAAACUUAGCUCUGAUCAUGUGUUCAUCAGUUACAACAACUGUUUCCAUGCUAAGAAAAGCCAUGAUCUCAAUAGAUGUUGCAACACCACCGCUUCGUUCAAAUUCUUUGUCACUAAUGGUGUAG